Lodderomyces beijingensis is the source of this 1134-nucleotide messenger RNA. The record is from the annotation of a GenBank genome assembly. Lineage: Eukaryota; Fungi; Ascomycota; Pichiomycetes; Serinales; Debaryomycetaceae.
AUGGUACCAAAUGAUAGUAUCAGCAACAACAAGAAGGAAACCGCCACGAGUCACGAAGCAAAGCCAAGGCCCAAGUUUCGCAAAUGGAACCUGUUUCAAAUGCCAACGGAUUUACAAACACCAUCGCCAAGCGACGAAAAGUCAGAAAAUUUCAAAAACUCGGGUUUGAUAGCUCCAUACAACCACAGUGGCGCAAGUCCACUUUCAGCAUUGAAGGAUGAAUACAAUACAAGGCGACCUGUGGUUAACACGGCAAUGGAUAUGAAGACGGAUAAUUUAUUUGAUAGUCUAAUGGCCAAAAACUCCUCCACCCCCGAGGUAAAACAGAAGCCUUCAUCCAUUUACCAAAAAAUGCUACAUUUGGCUCAAUCUGGUGUUGAUUCGUUGAAAUCUUUGACUGAAACAGCAGGAGGAGCAGCAGCAAAUUCAUCAACUAAUUCUCCAGCUAGCAAUACCAAUGGCAAUGGCAAUGAUGAAGAUAAUGAUGAUAAUGAUAAUGGUGAUGAUGUGGAUGUCGAUGUGGAUGUGGAGUUGCUGCUGGAUGAUAAUGAGCCUAGCACUAGUACUAUACUAGGUGGUACACCUGUGAAGAAAUCAAAUGAAGACGACACUCAAUACCCGGUUGAUCAACUAGAGGACGGAAUCAAUAACGAGAAACUACCUGAAAUGCAAGACUUGAUCAAAGAAAUCAUGGAUUUCAAGCACGAUCUAGGUGAUAAACUAGAGGCCAAGGAUCCGCAGAAACUAACGAGGACACAACAAAAGUUGAUGGACUAUAAAGAACUACAUGACUUUGAAGCCGAAAAUCCCCGACCGGAGAAUAUGCUGCUGUACAAGUGGAAGAUCCAAAAUGAAACUAUACUUUCGCAGUAUAACAACAUCAGACUAAGAUUCUCUUCGCGGGAGAAACCAAAUUCUAAAAAGAAAAAGAUUGAAAACUUGUCGGGUGUGUUGGGAUUUGUUAAAAGAUACGGCGGCAACGACGACCACCAUAUUGAUGGUAUAAACAGUGGAGGUCCUACAAUUCCUACACUUGCAACCGAAUCCAAAGAGCGGAAAUCAAUGCUUCAACUGAUGUGGGAUGAUGAGUAUUCCAAAAACUUUGUCACUACUCCCCUCACAGACGAUUCAUAG